This is a messenger RNA of Anopheles arabiensis, 1459 nucleotides long. RefSeq lists its product as uncharacterized. NCBI's taxonomy places the organism in Eukaryota, Metazoa, Arthropoda, Insecta, Diptera, Culicidae. The coding region runs from base 258 to 1376 and encodes 372 amino acids. The transcript is spliced from 2 exons. Gene Ontology annotation, molecular function: nucleic acid binding; zinc ion binding. The record is from RefSeq and is a predicted model, not a curated record.
AUAUCAAAUAUUUUUCUAAGUAUUGUAAACUCGCCUUAAGUGCGAAACGAUAAGCGCAAACGAUAAGAUGCAGGCAGAUAAGGAUGAGAGCGAUCAUUAUCAAAAGAGAGAGAGAUAGGCAUUAGAUGAGCGACAGUGAGUGAGGACGGACGUAUGCAAGCGAAUAAAGUACCGUUACAAGCUGUAGACAGGAUAGACGAGGCGGCGUGAUUAAAGUGCGUGAAGCGUAAAGUAUUGUACUACAAGUGUUCGGUAGAAUGAGUGAUAACGAAAGCGAAGUUUUCGCAGCGGCCACAGAGGGACCGUUCGUGACGGAGCGGAAGAAGCCAGACCGCAAUGAGACAGCCGAGUUGAGAGCAAUGGUGGCCGAAUUACAACUAAAACUCGAGCAAGCGGUGCAACUUAACAGUGGCGGAGGAAAGAUAGAAGUAGCAGAAAGUUUAGUAGAGGCUGGCAACGAAGGGACGGAUAGAAGUGAUAGGCCGUGCCGAGGACGAAACGAUCUGUGGGGACGAGUGCCAGAUAUCAGGGAGCUGCGCGAGGUCAUUCACCCGUUUGACCCUAGGGAUACGACCUGCCCUGAUGCAGCAGCAUGGCUGAAAAACUUCGACGAGACGAGUGAAGUGUACGGAUGGAAAGAGGUAGUGAAACUACACUGCGCACGGCUGAGUCUUAGCGGAUGCGCUAAACUGUGGUGGGAAGCAAACCAGAGCAAAAUCAAAACGUGGUCCAAUUUCGAGGGUGCGCUACUGGCCGGAUUCCCAUCAUCUAAAAACGCAGCAUUUUACCACAACUGGCUGGUGACAAGAAAAUGGCGCAAGGAAGAGACACCCACCGAGUACGUGUACGCCAUGUUAGCUAUGGGAUGCAAAGGCGGGUUUAACGAGGAGACUACGACGAGUUACAUUGUGAACGGGCUAGGCGAGAUGUGGCGGGCUGCAAGGGUAGCAGCGAGUCGCGUAACAACGAUCGAAGGCCUACUCAAGGAAAUCGCCUGGGUGGAAAACAUUACCGCAGUGGCUGAGCAUAGCAGACACGUCGACCGAGUAGGGGAGAGGAGGUGCUUUACCUGUGGAUCGGCGGAGCAUGCGGCGCGAGCGUGCAACAAGGGUCGAGAACCAGGCAUCGGUGAAUGGAGUGGCGCCGCCGGGAGCAGCCGCGGGGCGCCUAGAUCGAAGUUGCGUUGUUUCACCUGUGACGGUAUGGGACACAUCUCGACGGAUUGUCCCCGACGUAGAACCGCAGCACGGGGAGAAAUGCGACGAACGGUGGAGCCGGCGAGCGGGGGACGCGGAAUACUAAAUGUGAAUACGUUAGAUGAUGAAGGAGAGGGCAGAUGUCAAGCAGAGAGCUCGCUGGAACGCCACGGUUUGUGAAAGGAACCCUUCAUGGAUUUGGGGGAGCGAAAGUGGAGGUGAACACGAAGAGAGAAACACGAAUACAACUAGAUGACAUAGAA